This is a messenger RNA of Anas platyrhynchos (mallard), 5969 nucleotides long. It is a transcript of the gene GRIP2, whose product is annotated as glutamate receptor interacting protein 2. NCBI's taxonomy places the organism in Eukaryota, Metazoa, Chordata, Aves, Anseriformes, Anatidae. Gene Ontology annotation, biological process: neurotransmitter receptor transport, endosome to postsynaptic membrane. The record is from RefSeq and is a predicted model, not a curated record. Gene Ontology annotation, molecular function: protein binding.
AGCCGCAGCCUCUCCUUGCGUUCAGCCCCGCUGCCGCAGCCCGGGGGCUCCCAGCAUUGCUCCCCCCAACACCGGCUGCCUGAUUUCCCCUUGUGCUUCAGCUGAAUUCGUCCGAUUUCCCCCUUUGUGCUCUUCUUCUUCUCCCUCUUCCUGAAAUCCCCAUGAAGGACAGAGGCGAGCCGGCAGCUCCCCCGGGGGCCGUCCCCGCCCCGGGCGUGAGGGGCCGUGAGGGACCGUGAGGCGCUGUGAGGGACCGUGAGGGGUCGCCGGCCUUGAGGGGCCGUGAGGAGCCGUGAGCGGUCUUGAGGGACCGUGAGGGGUCGUGGGGAGCCGAGAGGAGCCGUGAAGGGUCCUGGGGAGCCGUGAGGGGUCGCCCUCCUGCCGCCCCCCGUCCCUCUCAGUCACCUCCUCUCCAGCUGCAGCCUCGCCGGCCGGUCGCUCCGAGCCGGGAUUUCCAGCUCCACCGCCUUCAUUUUCCUAUCGAAACGACCGGAGAGCCCCACUCAAGACCUUUAUUUCUAAAGGAUCGCAGCGGCUUUGAGUGCCUGCAAACUGGAGCGGCCAGGACGGUUUCUUUCUUUUUCUUCCUUUGGUUCCCGGGCUGGGGGGCGCUGGAUGAUUUCCUAGGCGACAGCAGGCAUGCUGUGUGGGCUGAAAAAGGACUUGCAGUCAGACUUUGAUGAUGGCCCUUACUCGAAGGGGAGCAAGGACUCCGGCGGGAUGGACGCAGCCCUGGUCUCCAGGAGGCAAAGCAUCCCAGAAGAGUUCAGAGGGGUCACCAUCGUGGAGCUGAUUAAGAAGGAAGGAAGCACCCUUGGGUUAACCAUUUCGGGUGGCACGGACAAAGAUGGAAAGCCAAGGGUCUCCAAUCUGAGGCCGGGAGGACUGGCAGCAAGAAGUGACCAGCUGAACGUUGGGGAUUACAUCAAGUCGGUGAAUGGCAUUAACCUGACCAAGCUGCGGCACGACGAGAUCAUCAGCCUGCUGAAAAACGUGGGCGAAAGGGUAGUGCUAGAAGUAGAGUAUGAGCUGCCGCCAGCCGUGCCGGAGAGUAGUGCUGGCAUUAUUCCCAAGACCAUCGAGGUGUCCCUCUACAAGGAAGGCAACAGCUUUGGCUUUGUGCUACGAGGGGGAGCCCAUGAAGACUGGCACAAGUCCAGACCACUGGUGCUCACUUACGUGAGGCCAGGUGGCCCAGCAGACAGGGAAGGGUCUUUGAAAAUUGGGGACAGGCUGCUGAGCGUUGAUGGGAUUCCUCUGCACAGCAUGACCCACGCUGAUGCCCUCAAUAUCCUGCGGCAGUGCAGCCAGGAGGCACUCUUCCAGAUAGAGUAUGAUGUGACCAUCAUGGAUACUGUAGCAAAUGCUUCGGGUCCUCUACUGGUUGAAAUAGCAAAGACUCCAGGAUCUACACUGGGAAUCACGCUGACGACAACCACGCAUCGGAACAAGCAGGUCAUUGUCAUUGAUAAGAUCAAGCCGGCCAGUGUGGUGGACAGAUGUGGCGCGUUGCAUGUUGGUGACCAUAUUCUCUCCAUUGAUGGCACGAGCACAGAGCACUGCUCCUUAUUAGAGGCAACUCAGCUUUUAGCUGCCACUUCAGAAAAUGUCAAGCUGGAGAUAUUACCUGUUCACCAAAGCAGGCUGCCUUUGAAGCCUCCAGAAACAGUCAAGGUGCAGAAGAGCGACCACCACCACUGCUGGGACCCCUGCGUCAACUACUGUCACACCCACCACCCCGGGCACUGCAAGACGCCCACCUGGAACCAGACGUCUGGACAGGAUUACUGCAAAUCUCUGGUGGCUGCCAACUUCUCGUCUCCCACCAUGAAUGCGCAGGGCUUCCCCUGCCAGAACUCCAACACGCUACCUCGCAGCUCCCACCCCAUGAGCCCCCGCACCACCAUGCUGAGGAGGAGGCAGAAGAAGAAGGAGCACAAGAGCUCACUGUCGCUGGCCUCCAGCACAGUGGGUCCUGGUGGGCAGAUAGUCCACACGGAGACGACGGAGGUGGUGCUCAGGGGAGACCCUUUGAAUGGCUUCGGACUUCAGCUCCAGGGAGGCAUCUUCGCUACCGAAACCCUGUCCUCCCCCCCUCUCGUCCGUUUCAUUGAGCCUGACAGCCCGGCAGAGAGGUUAGAGACCUUGCCCUUGGAUGCUGAUGGUGCUGCUGCUGACCAUUUCAUGGUUUGGUGUGGGUUGCUGCAAGUAGGAGACCGAGUCCUUUCUAUCAACGGCAUUGCGACUGAGGAUGGGACUAUGGAGGAAGCUAAUCAGCUUUUGCGGGAUGCUGCGCUCACAAACAAAGUGGUGCUGGAAAUUGAAUUUGAUGUUGCAGAGUCUGUCAUACCCAGCAGCGGCACUUUCCACGUUAAAUUGCCCAAGAAAAGAGGUGUAGAGCUUGGAAUUACAAUCAGCUCUGCGAGCAGAAAGCCUGGGGAGCCUUUGAUCAUCUCUGACAUCAAGAAGGGGAGUGUAGCACAUAGAACUGGCACCUUGGAGCCGGGAGACAAGCUGUUAGCCAUUGAUAACAUCCGACUCGACAAUUGCUCAAUGGAGGAUGCUGUGCAGAUUUUGAGGCAAUGUGAAGACCUGGUCAAAUUGAAGAUUAGAAAGGAUGAAGAUAACUCUGAUGAGCAGGAGACGACCGGUGCUAUUAUCUACACGGUGGAACUGAAGCGAUACGGCGGGCCCUUGGGGAUAACCAUCUCUGGGACAGAGGAACCUUUCGAUCCCAUCGUCAUUUCAGGCUUGACAAAAAGAGGGCUGGCAGAAAGAACUGGAGCCAUCCAUGUCGGUGACCGAAUAUUAGCAAUUAAUAACGUGAGCCUCAAGGGCAAACCGCUGAGCGAAGCCAUCCACCUGCUGCAGAUGGCGGGGGAGACAGUAACUCUGAAGAUCAAGAAACAGAUGGAAAAACCCUAUCCCAAGAAGUCUGGGAGUAUAAAUGAAGUGAGCGACCCUGAAGAUGAACUGACAGACUCCCAGAAAACGAGCAAGCUCUCUGAGAUAUACUCAACCACAAUUCCUAGUGUGGACAGUGCUAUGGAGUCAUGGGAUGGCUCCGGCAUUGAUGCUGGGUAUGGAAGCCAAGGUACAUACAUACCUCAGGCUGCAGGCAUUGCCCUUCAUCCACACGAAUGGAGACACAGCAGGCAAAAGAGCAGCACCCCUCCUGGGGACCCCAGGAAAAACUACCCCUACAUGGAUGGAAGCUUCAGUGAAGACGACUGGGACAAGCCCAGCAGAUACCCCAACCGCCAAAAUGGCCUUGAGACCACUCACGAGGAUAGUUUUUGGCGUGUUUUUGGAGAAGCUUUGGAGGAUUUGGAAACAUGCGGCCAGUCUGAACUUUUGAGGGAGAUUGAGGCAUCCAUCAUGACGGGGAGCGUCCACAACCUGGGCCUGGAGGGCAGCAAGCUGCUCCUGGACUCUGUCAACCCGUCGGGACUCAGCCCGUUGAGGAAAGCCAACACCGGCUGUGAUGACGGACAGACCGAGGGCAGCAGCUCCCCUGCCAAGAAGAACGAGAGGAACCUGGACAUGAAGAAGAUGGAGAAGGAGAUGCAGGAAAUCAUGUCCCCUACCCCCCUCGAGUUUCACAAGAUGACACUCCACAAAGACGCAGAGAGCGAAGACUUCGGAUUCAGUGUGUCGGACGGCCUGUUAGAAAAAGGUGUCUAUGUAAAUAUGGUCCGUCCGGAUGGGCCAGCAGAUCAGUGUGGCCUCAAGCCAUAUGACAGAGUGCUUCAGGUAAACCGCAUCCGAACGAGAGACUUUGACUGCUGUCUGGCCGUCCCCCUGAUCUCAGAGGCUGGAGACAAGCUGGACCUGGUGAUCAGCCGAAACCCCUUGGCGCUGGCUGCCAACGCUCCCCUGGAGGGGAACGGAGAGCUGCCGGCACAGGCAGCCCGCGGCGCCGAGCUCAAGGCGAGCAUCCAGACACUCUGAGUGGCCGGCGCCGGGGGCCUCUGCCAAGCCGUUGUGGUAUUUGGGGUGUUUUUCCUCUUUUUUUGCACUGGUAUUUGUAAACGCUGUGUGUACCGUAACCUGCAAGUGGGGAGGUGGGUCUGCGGUGAGCUGUCGCCUGUAGACCGCCAAAAAUUGCUGGGAAGGCCGGAUCUGGACGUGCAUCUCGGGCCGUGGGCAGCGCAGGGAGGAAGGAGCAUCCCUCGCCAUCCCCCACGGCAGGGCAUCCCCUGUGCCCAGGCUGUCGCCCUGAAGGCCUUGGCCAUCCUACAAACACACAUGGUGCUAUUAUUUUUCUUGUUUGUUCUGUUAAUCACAUACAGCGAGACUGAAACGCCUUUCCUUUUCUGUUGUACCCAGCUCCACCCUUUAAACACUCCUGAUAAAUCGAUUUCCGCAGCCCCUUUCACUUUGGUGCGGGGCCGUGGAGAGCCCUGUUUAAAAGACAUUUCAAAACGUGCUUGCUGGUGGCAAGGUGCGGUUCUUGUUCAGAAAUCAGGAUUUGCAGCUGCCUCCUGCCAGCCCCUUCCAUCCUCUCCCACCAGGGCUGGCUCACCCCACCACCCGCUGCCCUGCGCUGAGGCAACUCCUCUCACCAUCGCUUCCCAUGAGCAGUGCAGUUACCUGUGCUGCAGUAGUUAUACAGAGCACAGCGCUGUGCCAAGGCUGGAGGCCCUGAAUACCUACCCAAAUCCCUGGCCACCUUGUUCAGAUGGGCGUUACGGAGACCUGUUGCUUGCAAGCUGUGCCCCCAGGUAAAUAGCAGAAAAGCAAUCACCCCAGGGCUGCCCCUGAUGUGCUGAAUUAAUAAAACCUUGUUGUCUUCUGCCAGGCAGUGGCAUGAGAAGCUCUUUGUUAGAUGGAGAUUGUGCAUCCGUGUCCCCACCUGUGCUGGCAGUGUGUGUGCCCAUGUGGGUUCGGCUGCUUGCCCUUGGUCUGCCCCCUUUGCCUGUCGCUGGCUUCUCCGUGGCUUCACAAGCAUGGUGCCCCCCCGGGUUGUCCCUCCCUGCUGAGUGCUCCCAGCCCAUGGGGAGGAGGCAGCUGAGAUAUUUGCAUCGGCUUCUUCAUCUGCCUGCCAGGACAGAGUCAAAAUGUGGCUGUGGGCUCUUCUUCCUCCCCUCCCGGCCCCACGAGCUCCUCCUGUGGCAGACGCUCUGUGUUUCAUGUACUAGCACUUUAUGAUGAUGUUAAUGUCCCGGCGCGGGUGUGAUCCUGGCAUCACACUCCCUGGGAAGGCUCAGGCAUGGCAGAGAUGAGGAGCUCGCGUGGUUGGGGACCCACAGCCCCAGUGACCACUGCCCCUGUUCCCUGCUCAUACUUUUUGUUCCUUCAUCACCACCUUCGUGCUGGUGCUGUGUUCGGGGUGCCGUAGGGGUGUACGCGGCAUGUUCCUUGUUUUGCUGAGCCAGGACUCACCCCCGCAUCCAUCCCCGCUCCGUCCCUGCGCGAUAGCCCGAUGUAUUGGGGUGUUUCUUUGAGACGUGUCCAGCCCCAUCCAGCUACUUGUCGUUGUAGCCAUUUUCUCUUCAAGUAUGCAAUAUCCCAUACCAUUGCUGCCACAACUAGAUAAUGUGCCAUAAUUGAUACUGUGGAGCAUUGACAGUGCAGCCGAAAGUGUUUUUAUAUGCAAUAUUCUGAACAGUGGAAGCUCGCUGGGGCUUCUCAUAGGUUUUUAAUGAAGACUUUUAUUAAAGGCUUUAAAAAAGGAAGAAAAACUUGGUCCUUGUAUCCCUUCCUAUGCAUUUUGAAUGAUAUGAAGAUGAAAUGCAUUACUUAAAUGUGUAUUUUUAUCCAUAUAUUAGAGUGUAUUCCUUGUAAAGUAUUUUUAUAUGCUAAUUUUCUUAUGUAUCUAUGAAAGCACAAUAUUUAAAAAUACAGCAUUUCAAAGAAUAUUUUAGUCCUGUUUUGGACGUAUUUGUAAAUCUCUGUAUUUAAAUGGGAUUGCAAUGACUUUGACUUUUUUUUUUUUUUUUUAAUUAAAUAAAAGCAACUGAAAUGCA